UCCUCUAAACCGUCUCUGGCGUAACUCAGAAAUUUCAAACCUGGGCUGUCUAGUCUGACGAAGUCGCCAUUUCAAAGCGCAAAGGAGCCACAGAAGCUGUAGGGAAUUUUGUAAUUUAUAUUUUUCAAAUAUAUAUAUAUAUUUAUUUUUAGGAAAAAUAUAAUACUUCUAUCUCGCUAAUCUACCUCGCCUGCAUCACAAACUGAAAUGGAUGCAGACACAGAAGAAAAGGUGACAAGAACGUCAAAGAUUUCCAAGGAUGAAUCUCAAAAAACAUUAAUAGACAACAAAUCUAGGGGUCGUGGGUUUAAAAGCCGUGGUCGAGGGGGUCGGAUGAGUCGAGGCGGCAUGCGUGGUGGGCGGGGCCUGAUGAAAGGGUUUGGUCCACCUGGAUAUGGGAGGGGUCAAGCGAAAGAUGGAAUCCUGAAUGGAUUUGCACCCAUGAGAGCAAUGAGGAGGAUGCGACCUUACCCAGACCUAAGAGGUCAUCGAGGUAGGGGUGGACCAAUGGGCAUGGGCCCUCCUCCUCCCCCACCACCUCCCAUGCACCUCAGAGGCCCCUUUCCACCCAUGCCCAGGCACAGCCCCCCUCCACCCCCUCCUCUAGGUCAUCCUGGUUUUAGAGGGUGUCCGCCACACCCUCGAGGCCGUGGCAUGCUACCCCCUGGACCUCCACGCCACUUCCACCCCCGCAGUCCAAGAGGCUACCACAAUGGACCGGUCUCUCCUCCGCCUCACCCCCCACCUGGCAGAGGCCAGAGGUGGCCAGGCCCCCCUGGUGGCCGUCGCUUUUAACACAGCCUGCCCUAAAAACAAUAACCAAACACUUGUUAAUGUAGAAGGGGCCUAAAGUGGUGGAGUAAAAGAAAAACCCCUUAAUCAUGUGUUACACAAAGUCUUUUAACAUCUUCAUGACAUACUCUGUGGCCAAAUGUCUGCUUAUUGAUAUUGUCUACUGGCAAAGAAGUAAUGUGAAAAUUACUAAUAACAACAUAAAAUGCCUCACAACUUUAACGAUGUAAAGGCAUUCUGUUAUCUAUGUUACAAAAAUACUGUUGGUACUGUAGGAACUAUUUGACAUUGUUGAGAAAAAACUCUUGAAAUAGCUGUUCUCAAAGGGAGGAAAAUUAUUGUCAAAGUUCAUUAAAUGUUCUGUGGUUCUUGUUACAGUCGCCCUGUGAGCCUUAGGAAUUGUUUCUGAUCCCUGAUAAAGAAUAAAAAAUGGGUGACACUGUAUAUUUGAAGGUGGGGAAAGAUGGCUGAAAAAUAAUGAGAGUGCACAGUAGCCCUUGAGUUAGUUAACUAGCUUAGUACACCUUGGACCUCUCUAACCUUUCCUUUUGUUACAUGGAAAUAGUUAUGUAUUAUAACCAAGCAGUGCAGUAAAUAUUGUUUAACACUUACACAUUUUCAAGUGAAAAGACAAUAUUGUCAAGUAUUGAAGUUUGAGUAUUUAACUUGAUAUUGUUAAUGUGCAACUAUUUUAAGUUACCAGUAUUGCUGUUUGGAACAUUCAUGUUUGUCUUCAGCAAUCUAUCUUGUAAUGACAAAAUGGAGAAGGCAUUAUAAAUGAAUAGUAUAUUGAAAUAUAUAUUUAUUAGAUUUUCUAAAGCAAAUUUCAGUAGUAUUUGCUCCAGUUAAGAACAACUCUUUACUGUGUUUAGUUUUUUUUUAAAGUGUUAUAAAUACUGUAAUUAACCUAACUUUUGUGAACAUGUAAAUGUGUUUGAUGGAAACCGUCAAGACAUAUGACAUAGUCGUGGAUAAAAAAAAAAAAUAAAAUACAAAAUAAACUUAACUUCUCUUUUUUUGUGUAUUCACAAACAAGUCUGAGAGUUUCCAACAUAUCUGUAAUAUAUAUGGAAGAGAAUGAAUUGUGUCAAAACUAGUACUGUACAAAGUGGCACAGUCACAGUGUUUCAUAUUUGAAAGUGAACAUUUGAUCCAUGUAAAGACCACUGCAAAA
This is a messenger RNA of Perca flavescens (yellow perch), 1966 nucleotides long. RefSeq names its product wiskott-Aldrich syndrome protein homolog. The coding region runs from base 208 to 795 and encodes 195 amino acids. The record is from RefSeq and is a predicted model, not a curated record. The transcript is spliced from 6 exons. NCBI's taxonomy places the organism in Eukaryota, Metazoa, Chordata, Actinopteri, Perciformes, Percidae.